AAAGGAACAAUGUAUUUGCUGGUUAUAUAAUGUGACAAGCUCAAAGCUUAGUUGACAGAAGCUAAGCUAAGGGUGAAUGUGGGUGCCCCAUAAACAUCCUCAUCAAUAGUCAACAUCAAGUGUGAAAGCAAGCAGCCCUAGUUCACGUUCGCACUCCACACGCACACAUACUUUAGACCAUACCGUAUAACCAUACCCUUCCAUCUCCAUUGCUCUUGUAUUUCCUAGUUGCAGAAGAGGCCAUAGACCCGUUACCAAUCUCAAUUACACACGCACUCUCUCUUUCCUUAUCUAUCCUUAUCCUGGUGCCGAAUGCGUGAUCACAACCAUGUAUAUAACUGCCUCUCCGCUUCUCAGAGUAACUAGGCCUAAACUAUUCUUUUCUUCUUCUGUUUCUAGAACCUUCGCUUAUCCUCCUUCUGUAACCGCUUACUCCUCCCGCAGUUCCUUCUCCUUCGGGACUCUAUCCUUUCGCUCCUCCGUUCCCCGGUGGAGCCACCGUCUCCAUUCUACCUCUCCGCUCACUGUUCGUCCUCAGAUCAGAGCCGUUGCCCCCGCCGUCCAACGCUUCCACCGCAAAAUCGCUACCAUGGCCAAUGAAAAUCCUUUUAAUGGAAACUUGACAAGUCUCCCCAAGCCCGGUGGUGGCGAGUUUGGAAAAUUCUAUAGUCUUCCUUCUCUCAACGAUCCCAGAAUUGACAGGUUACCGUAUUCCAUUAGAAUUCUUCUUGAAUCUGCCAUUCGUAAUUGUGACAAUUUUCAAGUAACUAAAGAAGAUGUUGAGAAAAUUCUUGACUGGGAAAAAACUUCUACAAAGCAAGUUGAGAUUCCUUUCAAGCCUGCUCGUGUUCUCUUGCAGGAUUUUACUGGAGUCCCCGCUGUUGUUGACCUGGCUUGCAUGCGGGAUGCUAUGAAUAAGCUUGGCAGUGAUUCAAAUAAGAUCAACCCCCUGGUUCCUGUUGAUCUUGUCAUUGAUCAUUCAGUUCAAGUUGAUGUAGCAAGAUCAGAAAAUGCUGUGCAGUCAAAUAUGGAGCUUGAAUUCCGGAGAAACAAGGAGAGAUUUGCUUUUCUUAAAUGGGGGUCAACUGCAUUCCGUAACAUGCUUGUUGUUCCUCCUGGUUCUGGUAUAGUCCAUCAAGUGAAUCUUGAAUAUCUUGGACGGGUAGUUUUCAACAAUGAGGGCCUACUCUAUCCUGACAGUGUGGUUGGGACUGAUUCACACACAACUAUGAUAGAUGGGCUUGGUGUUGCUGGAUGGGGAGUUGGAGGUAUUGAAGCUGAGGCAGCAAUGCUUGGUCAGCCUAUGAGCAUGGUUUUGCCUGGUGUUGUUGGGUUCAAGUUAUCUGGAAAACUACGCAAUGGUGUUACAGCAACAGACUUGGUUCUAACUGUGACACAAAUUCUAAGAAAGCACGGUGUUGUGGGGAAAUUUGUUGAAUUUCACGGUGAUGGUAUGGGUGAAUUAUCUUUGGCUGACAGGGCAACUAUUGCUAAUAUGUCUCCUGAAUAUGGUGCCACAAUGGGCUUCUUCCCUGUGGAUCAUGUUACAUUACAAUAUCUCAAGUUAACGGGAAGAAGUGAUGAGACUGUGGCCAUGAUAGAGUCUUAUCUCAGGGCAAACAAACUGUUCGUUGACUAUAAUGAGCCACAACAAGACAGAGUGUAUUCAUCAUAUCUUGAAUUAAACCUUUCCGAUGUUGAACCAUGUAUCUCAGGACCAAAGAGACCUCAUGACCGGGUGCCUUUGAAAGAAAUGAAGACUGACUGGCAGGCUUGUCUUGAUAGCAAAGUUGGGUUUAAGGGAUUUGCUAUACCAAAAGAGGCACAAGGAAAAGUUGCAAAAUUUGAUUUCCACGGGCAGCCGGCAGAGCUCAAGCAUGGUAGUGUUGUAAUUGCUGCAAUCACGAGCUGUACAAAUACGUCAAACCCAAGUGUUAUGCUUGGGGCUGGUCUUGUUGCAAAAAAAGCUCACGAGCUUGGUUUACAGGUCAAGCCCUGGGUUAAAACAAGUCUUGCUCCAGGCUCUGGUGUUGUUACAAAAUAUCUACUCCAGAGUGGACUGCAAAAAUAUCUAAAUGAACAAGGUUUUCAUAUUGUUGGAUUUGGCUGUACAACUUGUAUUGGCAAUUCUGGAGAGCUGGAUGAAUCCGUUGCUUCUGCCAUCUCAGAAAAUGACAUUAUAGCAGCUGCUGUAUUGUCUGGGAACCGUAAUUUUGAGGGCCGUGUACAUCCAUUGACAAGAGCUAACUACCUUGCCUCUCCUCCUCUAGUUGUUGCUUAUGCUCUUGCUGGCACGGUUGACAUUGACUUUGAAAAGGAGCCAAUUGGGACAGGGAAGGACGGCAAGAAUGUCUACUUGAGGGAUAUAUGGCCAUCUACUGAAGAGAUUGCAGAGGCUGUCCAAUCUAAUGUCUUGCCAGACAUGUUCCUAAGUACAUAUGAGGCUAUUACCAAGGGAAACCCUAUGUGGAAUCAACUACAAGUUCCUGCUGACACUCUCUACUCAUGGGACCCCAACUCAACAUAUAUCCAUGAGCCCCCAUACUUCAAGGAUAUGACCAUGGAUCCUCCUGGAUCUCAUGGUGUAAAAGAUGCCUAUUGCCUGCUGAAUUUUGGUGACAGUAUAACCACUGAUCAUAUUUCUCCAGCUGGAAGUAUUCACAAGGACAGUCCUGCUGCUAAAUACCUUCUUGAGCGCGGGGUGGAACGCAAGGACUUCAAUUCUUAUGGAAGUCGUCGCGGCAAUGAUGAGGUGAUGGCAAGGGGAACUUUUGCCAACAUUCGCCUUGUUAACAAGCUCUUGAAUGGGGAAGUUGGGCCGAAGACAAUUCACAUUCCUACAGGGGAGAAGCUUUAUGUGUUUGAUGCAGCAAUGAGAUACAAGGCUUCUGGGCAAGACACCGUUGUGUUGGCUGGAGCUGAAUAUGGCAGUGGAAGUUCUAGAGAUUGGGCUGCCAAGGGUCCGAUGCUACUGGGAGUCAAAGCUGUGAUCGCUAAAAGUUUCGAGAGAAUUCAUCGCAGUAAUUUGGUAGGAAUGGGUAUUAUUCCUCUUUGCUUCAAACCCGGCGAGGAUGCGGACACAUUGGGAUUGACUGGUCAUGAACGUUACACAAUUGACCUCCCAAGUAAAAUUAGUGAGAUUAGGCCUGGCCAAGAUGUGACGGUCACAACUGAUAAUGGAAAAUCUUUCACCUGCACAGUACGCUUUGACACCGAGGUGGAACUCGCUUACUUCAACCAUGGAGGCAUACUUCCAUAUGUCAUAAGGAACCUCAUUAAGCAGUGACGCCAUUGUUGAUGGAAAUUUCUGAGGUCAUUGUUAGUCAUGGUAUGUUUUCCACGUUGUAAAAUGUGGGAAUAAAUUUCUGAAAGAAAGGAGAUCCCUUUCGAGGGAGGUUUUGACUCUUGCCAAGGUUAUUAAUUAUUAGGCCUGUGAACAGUUGUUAAAUUGUUAGUAAAACACUGCCGAUUGCGCGACCCCACGAUCGGCUCAGGUGUCCUGGUGAAAUAUUUCAUUCUUCAAGAUUUAAGAGAAACUAUGGCUUUUUGAUAGUAGAACUUUAGAAGCAAAAGGAAAAGUGAGAUUUAGAUUUAUCUCAUCGCGAAAAGUUUUCAAAAAGUAGUACGUAUGCGUGGGGAGACAUUCCACGAAUAUGGUAGUGUAUCUUUUUCUUUUUUGGGGUCCAAAACAUGGUAGGAUAUCCAUUUCUAUUAGUCGAGUGACGAGGAACAGUAUAAAACGCGUUUAGAUCCGAAUCUGGGAACACGUUGAGAACUGAACCAUCUCAGGCGAUUGCACUGCCAUCUGCCAUUUUCGUCCCAUUCGUACAUUGUGGUCACCCGUAUAUUACCCAUAAAUGAAUGAUCAAGCUUUUAUUAGGAGUGAGCGAAAAACUAAAAUUGACCCGAAUUCAGGUGUAAAUUUGAUUUUUAAGUUGACCAGGUUGGAUACUGGUUAUUGUCGAUUUCAAGAUUUACAUUUUGGCGGAAUGAGGUAGUCGGGUCCGGUUCUUUAAAUUCACACCUAAUGGAACUCGAACUCCAUUGAUACUCGAUUCACUAAGCAUUUGGAUCACAAGGCUCAAAGCAUCACUAAUGUCACACGUAAAACAUUGGAGUUUAAAAAUUCAUUUUGAAAUUUAGAACUUCAAAAGGAGGGCCAUGAGACAAAGCUGCAAAGGGAAUGGUUCAACUUUCUAAACAAUCUGAAAAUUUAGAAAGUUAUCUCACUCUUUCUUUCACUCACUUUCAUUUUCUCACCGACAUCUUCUUUCAAUCUUUCUUGGUCUCUUUGACUCUUAUUCUCUCCUUUCUCCAUACUAAUGAAGGUUUUUCCUUUUCUCAUGUAAUCUUAAGGAUGCUUGUGCCGUUUCUGCCACGCCUAAAAUUUAUCCCUCUUUUCAUUCUCUCUUCUUUCUCUUGUGCUGUCUUGCAUUAUUGUUGGCAUUUUUUGAGUUUUACUUAUUCUCUUUUUCUCCUCUCAUAUCAUGUAAAAGAAGAAACAAGAUCAUAUAUAACAAGAAAUAAGAAGAAAAAAAAAACUUGCAGAACAAGAAAUAAGAUUGUGUAGAAAAAGAAAAAGAAAAAGAACUAGGAAACAUACAAAAAAAGAAACAUGAUCAUUAUAAAAGAACAAAAGAAAUGUAAAAGAAAAGGAAGAAAAAAGGAACCAAAAACUUGAGACAUGCAGAACA
This is a messenger RNA of Abrus precatorius (Indian licorice), 4694 nucleotides long. RefSeq names its product aconitate hydratase, cytoplasmic. The coding region runs from base 329 to 3286 and encodes 985 amino acids. NCBI's taxonomy places the organism in Eukaryota, Viridiplantae, Streptophyta, Magnoliopsida, Fabales, Fabaceae. Gene Ontology annotation, biological process: tricarboxylic acid cycle; citrate metabolic process. The transcript has 20 exons. Gene Ontology annotation, cellular component: cytosol; mitochondrion. The record is from RefSeq and is a predicted model, not a curated record. Gene Ontology annotation, molecular function: 4 iron, 4 sulfur cluster binding; aconitate hydratase activity.